Molecule: messenger RNA, 336 nt
Organism: Aphanomyces invadans
Lineage: Eukaryota; Oomycota; Saprolegniomycetes; Saprolegniales; Verrucalvaceae
Exons: 2
Coding region: 1-336 (111 amino acids)
Source: RefSeq, a predicted model, not a curated record
AUGCUGCGCCUAACCCAGUUGGUUCUCGCGCUGCUCACCGUGGGUUUGCUGGUGGCUGCAAACGUGGCUGCUGCCCAGACGCCGUGCGGCCCCCGCGUUCGUCGGGCGUACAGCAAGCUCAGCGCCGACGACAGGAUCACACUCAAGUUGGCGUUCGAAAGAGCCAUGCAGUUGGGCCAUCACCAUCGAUUCGUGGCCGUCCACCAGUAUUACCGGAAUGAGUACGAAGCACACAGUUGCAUGCUCGUGUACUGGCAUCGACGCUUCCUCUGGGGCUACGAAAACAUGCUCCGGUCGUUGGGCGAAGAGUUCCAGUGCAUCACACUUCCAUUCUAG